GGACAGUAGUGCUUCAGGCUUACAAAAUGAAUAUUUCGCACCUUCUGAACUCCUGAUCACUGCUGGUCGAUCGCAAUGGCAGCCUCAUUUCCAAUCAGCUUCGCGGAGGAAGCUCUCCCGCCCACCUUGACACCCGCCUCAGAGCAGCCACCUCUCCACGAUGGCACAACCAGACUCUACAUGUCGUAUACUUGCCCGUAUGCGCAACGAGCGUGGAUCGCCAGGAACUGCAAGGGUUUACAGGGGAAGAUCGUGUUAGUGCCGAUUGAUAUGGCGGAUAGGCCUGAGUGGUACAAGACUGUUAACCCAAAGAAUCAGGUACCCUGCCUAGAACACAACAACAAAGUGAUAGGAGAGAGUUUGGAUUUGAUCAAGUACAUGGACAGCAACUUCGAAGGCCCCAAAUUGUUUCCUGAUGAUUCCGAGAAGCAAAGGCUUGCGGAGGAACUACUGGCUUAUUCAGACACCUUCAAUCAGGCGAUGCUUGCCUCGCUGACCUCCAAAGGCGGUGUGACGGAUGAAGCUGUUGCUGCUGUGGACAAGAUAGAGGAUUUCCUUUCAAAAUUUGAUGAUGGGCCCUUCUUCCUUGGCCAGUUCAGUCUUGUGGACAUCGCAUAUGCACCAUUUGUAGAUGGAUUCCAGGUGUUCUUCGCCGGCAUACAGAACUACGAUACCACUGCAGGAAGGCCUAACAUACAGAGAUUCAUCGAGGAAAUGGACAGCAUUGCCGCCUAUUCGAAGACCAAGCAGGACCCUCAAGAACUGCUUGCUCUCACAAGGAACAAGCUCGGGAUAUAAGGAUUUCCACUUGGAUCUGGACAGACUGAUGGCUGAUGAAGGAUGUAAAAUACUACAACCAGCAUCACCGCUCCGAGCGCAAUAAUUAAUACUCCCUCCGUUCCAAAAUGUAAGGCGUCUAAGGACUGGUCAAAAAUCAAACUUUACUAAC
Lolium rigidum is the source of this 949-nucleotide messenger RNA. Its product is annotated as protein IN2-1 homolog B-like. Gene Ontology annotation, molecular function: glutathione transferase activity. Bases 76 to 798 code for a protein of 240 amino acids. Lineage: Eukaryota; Viridiplantae; Streptophyta; Magnoliopsida; Poales; Poaceae. The record is from RefSeq and is a predicted model, not a curated record. The transcript is spliced from 10 exons.